This is a messenger RNA of Aspergillus terreus NIH2624, 1749 nucleotides long. Its product is annotated as CAF1 family ribonuclease. Gene Ontology annotation, biological process: nuclear-transcribed mRNA poly(A) tail shortening. The transcript has 9 exons. Gene Ontology annotation, molecular function: RNA binding; poly(A)-specific ribonuclease activity. Gene Ontology annotation, cellular component: cytoplasm. NCBI's taxonomy places the organism in Eukaryota, Fungi, Ascomycota, Eurotiomycetes, Eurotiales, Aspergillaceae. The record is from RefSeq and is a predicted model, not a curated record. The coding region runs from base 1 to 1749 and encodes 582 amino acids.
AUGGACUAUGUUAUGAAACACAUGGUGCGGUUUCAGAAGUAUUUACAUAUAGAGGAUGGAUUUACCUCGGGGUCACGUGUGACGACUGCUUACCCAGUGGACUACGGCAGUCAUCCAACCAUUUGGAUACAUCCCAUGGAUAUCACAACCAAGACAUUCGCUUCCUACCUCCCUCAUAUCUUGCGCGACCUUUCUACCUGCGCUUUUGUAUCUCUGGACUUUGAAUUCUCUGGCAUUGCCAUCGCUCCUCCGGGUCGAAGUGGGGGAUCCACCACUCUUCAAGAGCGUUAUCUCGAAACCAAAGCUGCCGCCGAGAAAUACAACAUCGUCCAGGUGGGUUUGACCAUCGCCCAGGAGGACCCGCACACAGCAACGUAUACAUUGCGGGCCUACAACUUCUAUCUAAGUCCUGCUAUUGACCGUCGCCUGGACUUGAGUCGAGACCUCUGCUUCCAAACCGGCGCUGUUGAGUUCCUUCUGGACUGCUCCUUCUCUCUGGACUCGCUCUAUAAAAAUGGCGUUCCCUACCUCUCCCGAGAAGAAGAAGCCCAAGUAUGGACCAUUUCGCAGGCCAGAGAGAACCGUCCUGUCCGGACAGAGCUGGACGUCAAAGACACCGAUUACGAGUCGAUUGCCUUUUUGGACGCAGUCCGGCAACUAAUCGAUGAAUGGCUCGCUUCGGGUGAUUCCAAAAGGCCCCGUGCAUCCUAUCUGAAUAUCCCCCCACCGAGUAAUCCCGCCACGGCAUCACGCUUCUCCAAGGCCAUGCCAUUGACCUUGAAUAAGUUCCACAAGUCCUUGGUCCACCGCUUGAUCGAGAUCAUCGAAUACGACGAGGAACGUGAGAAGGCAGUCAUCGAGCAGCGGUUGAAACGGACCAAGGAGCGGAUCCUAGCUCAACGGGGGUUUCGAUGGAUUGUAGAGGCGCUCGUCGGAGGAGACCUCUCUGAUCUUCAUGCGCGGCUCUUCACAGACCGACUGGAGAGCUUAUCAGCCCAGUACGGAGGCCGAAUGCCAGGUCAGACCGUUGACGAAUUUUCCGCCCAUCUGUUGCAGCGACUGAAAGAUAGCCGGCCUGUAUUGGUCGGACACAAUCUCUUUACAGAUUUGAUUUAUCUCUACCGCAACUUCUUAGGCCCUCUGCCGGAAACCGUUGCAGAGUUCCAGCGCAAGGUGCACGAGCUCUUCCCUACUGUCGUGGAUACGAAAUACAUGGCCACACAUAACUGCGGCUCGAUUAAUCCCAAGUCAUCACUGGCAGAGAUCAACGAGAGCAUGAUGAAACUACCGACGCCGGCGAUCAAAAUACAUCCCCAGCACUUCAAGUACUCAGCCACAAAGGUCGACCAUGAAGCCGGUUACGAUAGCAUGCUUACGGCGCAGGUGUUCAUAAAACUCUCCGCCCAGUUGCAUCGUGAAAUGGCUGGUCGAACUACGCAGGACGGGGUCCCUCCAGGGAGUACGGUUCAAACCGUCCAGGUAUCAGCACAGCGAUCGACCGCAACACAUACCAUUAGCAAUAGAUUUGAGGCAUUGACGGUGGAGUCGUCCGAGUCAACUGGCGUCCUUCCGCAGUCGAGCAUCACGGACAAGGCCAACACCGGCCUCCUCAUACCUCGGGCGCCCGAGUUCUGGAGCACAUAUGGCAACAAGCUGCGUGUUUUUGGAACCGACGAGAGGAUACUAGGCAGCUUAAUACAAGCUGUGUGCAGGAAAUGUUUGCAGCGUCUAUCUAACAGUACACCUUGA